CUCCAUGAAAACGCUCCCACGGUAACGUAAGAGUGAGGCACAUGCCAGGUCUCGUUUUUUUUUUUGGGUGGAAUCGGUUUUUGAACACGCUUAAAAUGUGUAAAACGUGGGUUAUGGACACACAUGCGGCUCAUCAGAGAGAGCUCUUGACUGCAACGGGUAGCUAGACAUGUCUAGCUAGGUGUCUUAUCCUGCUGGGCUCUUCUCUUCUACCUGGUCCUUGGUCACAACCUCCAGAACCUUCCAGGACUUUUGAGCCACCCUGUCUGAACUGGACCAUCCUGCAGGGCAUCAUGGGGGAAAGACGGGCACGCUCCUUCCACAUGACGUGCCACGUACAGCGUGACUAUGGCAGCAGACUGGGGAGGUCCCUCAUAAGUUGCAGUCCCAAUGGAUAUGCCAGCACAAGCCACAGCUUGGACCAGGAGAUGGAUGCUGACCUUGCAGCCUCCACCAGCACUACAACCAGUAGUACUGCCAUACAGGCACCUGCACCUGACAGAAGCCACUACUCUCCUGUUUCACUGGAACUGGACCCCACAGCAGUGAAUAAUGGAUCAGGCAUUCCCUGCUGUCCUCCAGCAGACACAAAGGACCCAUCGCUGCAGAUGAUACAAAGCCAGCCCUCCGUCACCUCUGUCCCACCACCUCUCCCUCGUUCGAGCUGGCUCAAUCAUCAUCAAAAGGAUUUCCAUAGCCCUUACAUCAAGACUAGCAUGCAGGGGGAUGUUUACAACUUCCUAGAGAGACCUGCUGGACUGAAAUGCUUCCUCUACCACUUCCUUGUCUUCCUCAUGGUCCUGGUGUGUCUAAUCUUCAGUGUCUUGUCAACUAUAGAGCAAUAUGCAGACUUUGCCACCGGGACCCUCUUCUGGAUGGAGAUUGUGCUGGUCCUGUUCUUUGGCACAGAGUAUGUGGUCCGGCUAUGGUCGGCAGGCUGUCGCAGCAAAUAUGCGGGCAUCAAAGGACGCCUCCGCUUUAUCAGGAAACCCAUAUCAAUCAUAGAUUUGAUAGUGGUCAUCGCCUCAAUAAUUGUGCUCGGUGUAGGGUCCAAUGGCCAAGUGUUUGCCACGUCUGCCAUCAGGGGCAUCCGUUUCCUCCAAAUCUUACGCAUGCUACAUGUGGAUCGACAAGGAGGAACAUGGAGGCUCCUAGGAUCUGUAGUCUUUAUUCAUCGACAGGAGCUGAUCACCACUCUGUACAUUGGAUUCCUGGGCCUGAUCUUUUCCUCCUACUUUGUCUAUUUGGCGGAGAAGGAUGCUGUGGAUGAGGAGGGCAAGACAGGCUUCUCCAGCUACGCUGAUGCCCUGUGGUGGGGUGUGGUGACUGUCACCACCAUCGGCUAUGGAGACAAAAUUCCUCAGACGUGGAUAGGCAAGGCCAUUGCCUCUUGCUUCAGUGUCUUCGCCAUCUCCUUCUUUGCUCUGCCCGCUGGUAUCCUGGGCUCAGGGUUUGCCCUUAAGGUCCAACAGAAGCAGAGACAGAAGCAUUUCAAUAGACAGAUCCCUGCUGCAGCCUCUCUCAUUCAGACACUGUGGAGGUGCUAUGCAGCAGAGAAACCAGGCGGCUGUGCUGCAACAUGGAAAAUGUACGUCCUAACUCCAGAUGCUGUCACCACAGUGGAAUCUGACAACUCCAGCCCUAAUGUCAGGAAACUGAACAUAGCGAAAAGGGGGACCAAGAGGAGGUUGAAGUCCAGAGGUAAUGGCUCUAUAGGUGUGGCGUCAGAGAGGGCUGUAUCAAUCCCCCAGAUCACCUACGAUCACAUUGAUGACUCUGUGGAGAAGAAAGAUGUCUCAUUUUUCUUGGAAGAGCCAAGGGGGACUGAAGGAAUCACCAGGAUGUUCAGACAAACAGUAAAGAGGAAUCUUGAUAACAGCACCUCCAUCGACAUCUCCCGUGCCAACAGCUUAACUGAUGAGCUGGACUACGUGAGUGAGGACAUUCCCCUUCCAGUGGUGACUCAUAAAGCUCAGUUGUCCCAUGCCCAGAGAUCAGCGGUAAAAGUCCUUCGCAGAAUGCAGUACUUUGUGGCCAGGCGGAAAUUUCAGCAAGCACGAAAGCCCUAUGAUGUGCGAGAUGUAAUCGAGCAGUAUUCCCAGGGUCACCUCAACAUGAUGGUCCGCAUCAAAGAACUACAGAGAAGGUUGGACGGCACACUGGGGAAGCCAGGAAUGUUUCUUCCAGGAAAAGGGGAAGAUAAAGAAUACCCUACUGUUGGAGCACGACUGAUCAGGCUAGAAGAUAAGGUCCAUCAGAUGGACCAGAAAAUGGACUCAGUCCUGCGGAUCCUGAGGGAACAGUUCCUGCCCAAGGCAGAGAUGACGUCCAAGCCCUCCAUCCGCAGGGUGACCAUCCAGAAAUGCAUGGGGGCCAGCAUGGACGAGGGCCCCUGAUGUCACAGAGACGGUUGCCCUGGGUAUGAUGACGUCACCACCAAAGGACAAUUAAAAGGGCAGGAGUACACAUAGACAGCCUAGCCUACAUGGGGGCCUGCAAAAUAAUAAGGGGACUCAAUUUUCCGAACCAAAUUCCUUCUACUCCUUUUGUGAGAUUUCUCAGACUUUUAUCCCUGAGAAGCGAACAACAUUUAACCGUCCACUUGGCACUGCUCUGGGGCAAAAGAACUACUGAGAGUGUGAUUCAUUGGUAGAAAGCAAGCUGACUAAUCUCUUUCUUUUGAUGAUUGUCAGGACUGUUUGGCUCUUUUUUUGUUGUUGUCCACAUGUAGCUUUCUCUUCUACACUAGCAAUGUGAGCCCACAGUCUUCCCCUGCAGCACACAGUCAUUCAAGCAGCGACAUGCUGCAUGAAUUUAUUUCACUACAUUAACCUCAUAAUCACACUACUCAGAUGAUGUUAAUUUAUGUGUGGCCUGUCACUGAGCUGCAUUCCUCUACUCCAAAUAUUAUUCCAAAGCUAACUAACCCAGUAAUGAAGUCGUAAUGCAAUCAAAGCACUGACGUUCCCCAAAGACACAGAGAAAAACUGAGAGUCCAGCCAUGGCAGAGGCAUUCCUCAAAUCCUUCUGAUUAUCUUGGCACCAUCCACACCCAGUACACAACAGGGUUAUUUCCAUAGCCACAUAUCCAUCUAGCCUAACUGUACUUAGACUGCAGCGGGUGUUUGUUAGUAGUGAUCAAAUAACACGAGGAGGGAAAGGCGGAUUAUCUGUUGACUUUGCCCUGCGUUAGGGACCGGAAGGCCGGAGUAAAAGAAAUGGAACUAAAGAAAUGUGACUGGGGUGAGGUGGGUGGCUAAAACGGUGCUAAUUUACAACUAUGCUAGAGCUAAUAAAAAUAGCCAAUCUGCCGAGGCAAGGCCCGGUGCUGUGUUACAGGAAUAGUCGUGGCACGGUCUCUGUUUGCCCGAGGUCUUCACUGCGAGAUUUCAUACGUAUAUCAAUCUCAAACUCUUUUAGCAGCGCCAGUACUUACACCAGCACCAGAACCCCGCUUAAUAGCCUCUAUUACCCUCUUCAGGGGGCACACACUGCUGUGUGCAAUUUGAAAUAAAUUUGCCCCAUUAAAGCUCUGAUUAUUUUUUCUCUCCUGAGCUAAUUAAGUGCUGAAUUCCUUGGUAAGGGGAGAUUACUCACUGUGAGCGUCUAAUGAAAAGAAACACUGGAAAAUGUGCAGAAUUUAAACUGUGAGCUCUGAGGAGCAGGCUCACUAAUUCUGUAUGAAAGGCUGGGAAAUAUCAGGCUGCCACUGAGAGGCCACGUUUGAAAUAAAAAGACAAUGCUCUCACUUUCUUCCCAUACUCAUUGUAUUUAUCUGACAGGACAUGGAGGCAUGUAGGAAGUAGAAAAUAGAAAAUAACUCAUCUCUGUAGCUACAGUAUGAAAGGCCUCCCGUAAUUAUAGCAUGCACAUUACUAAAAAGAUGGAUGCACACACAAAAGAGGGGUGAACAAGGGAAGUGAAAAGAGGAGAGGCUUUCUCUCUGCACUAACAUAUAUUUUCAUAUUUUUUGCAGUGGUUAAAAAUGACCUAUUAUUUGUCCUCUAUGAAAUAAAGUGGUUGUAUUUUAAGGCACUAAUUUUAUGACAGACCUUGAUACAUAUCUACCUGUCUGUUCUCAUGUACAGUUUUAUAAGAGAUGUAAGUCGAGACAUUGCCUUAUUGUACUGCAUUUAUUAUCACGUGGAAAGAUCAACUUGGAACAUGUCUGCUUGUUGGAAUGAUGAGAAACACAGAGACUGAGGCUCCUGUUGUACAGAUGGAUGGAAAUGAUUGUAAAUGAUAUUCACGCACACC
Molecule: messenger RNA, 4257 nt
Organism: Xiphias gladius (swordfish)
Lineage: Eukaryota; Metazoa; Chordata; Actinopteri; Istiophoriformes; Xiphiidae
Gene: kcnq1.2
Product: potassium voltage-gated channel, KQT-like subfamily, member 1.2
Exons: 18
Coding region: 294-2396 (700 amino acids)
Biological process (GO): potassium ion transport; transmembrane transport
Cellular component (GO): membrane; voltage-gated potassium channel complex
Molecular function (GO): voltage-gated potassium channel activity
Source: RefSeq, a predicted model, not a curated record